ACUGCGGCGCAUGCGCAGUGACGUCCGGGCUCCAGUUGAACAAGAUGGCGGGACAUUCAAAGUGCGCUUCAGCAACGGCGUUCCGACGUGUUCGACGUGACUGUAAAACGUCAAACGUCCGCAUGGACUGUCACGUUCGAGUGUAGUCGCCCAUGUUGUCGAGCACGUUAGCGUUAGCAGCCCGUCUGGGGCCAUGAAGGGACACGAACCGGCUCCGUCUCCGAAUGCGAACCGACGCCGCCUGAGCCGAAGCUUCAAACUCACCCAGCAGACGCAAACCUCCUCGGAAAACUCGGAGACCUGCACCAGGCCAAUUUCUGUCUUUAAGACCCCGACCAGGCCCACCUCGUCCAGAGUUUCCGGAGCUUUCAGCGGCGAGUCCCCCCACGAGUCGGACGCGCAUCAUGACAUCAUCUGGGACGCCACGUCGCCCUCGCCCCAGCGGCUCGGCAAACGGGCGAAGAAACGCGCGCCGGGCGUCGUGAACAUCUCCGACAUCGUCAGCAGGAUUGCGCCCGAGCACGGGAGGCCCAAAGUGUCCGAGCCUGCUUUGCAGCAGUGGAUCGGCGACAGCGCCGCCAUCCCGUGCACACCCGACGUUCAGGUGCCCAAAAGCAGGAGGAAGUCGCCCAGAUCCAACGGCGUCGACGACCUGCUGAAGUUGGCCAAGGAGUUUGACCUCAACUUGUUUCGUCAUGACGACGAGGAAGCGGAACAGAACCCUGUACCCGUGCGUGUGCUGUCCAAGGAAGGUGUUCAGAGCCUGGUGUCGUCCCCUCAACCCACAGACGAUGAUCUGAACUUCCUGUUUGAUGAAUCCACUCAGCAUGCGAGCACAGCCCUGAGUUCGUUCACGCCGGCUGAGAAAUCUCCCGUGACGACUUGCCGUGACCCCCCGCCGGCGGCGACAAGCACGGACCUCUUGGACGACUGGGAGGGGGACGACCUGCUCUACGACUCGUUACUCUCUGAGAUGACACAAAACCCCGAGAACUUCUGCGGGCCCAAACACAGUUCCACGCAGAAAACUUCCUGCCAGGCGGUGUUGCCGCCACCUCCUACGCCUUUGGGUGUCGGCCAUUCGGGAGGGAGCAAAACCCGGGAGGAAGCCGGAACAACUUGUUCUGAUGUUCGUCUUCCGGGAAGCUCCCCCGACGUCCGAGGCUCUUUGAUCUCCAAAGCAGCGGGAAAAGAUUUGCCGAACUCUCGUGGAUUAUUUUCUGCUAUUUCCAUAGCAACAAAGAAAGGCUCCACGGGAGGCGCCACCCACAAGCAGGUUCCCGCCGCGGCGGACUUCCCGGACGAUGACCUGGACGCCAUAUUCGCGUCGGAACCGCUAUGGGACGACUCAGAUGACGACGAGAUGCUACGUGAUUUUUGCGAGGACAUGGAAAGUCAGAUUGGCCAGAACGCUAGCAGCCACACGGCCGGACGCUACGGCGCAACUGGGAAAGGUUCUUCCGGAAGCUCUGCGGGGCAGCGGACGGUCGCUGCGCCGACCGCGGCAGCAUCCUCACUUCCGCAGCGAGAAAACGUGCAGCGGUUUACCUUUAAGAGGACCGGCAACCUUGUUUCCAUGGUGACCAACAAGCCUGGUUCCAUGGCAAGCAAUCAUCCUGUUUCCAUGGUGACCCAAAAGACUGAUUUCAUGACAACCAAUCAACCUGUUUCCAUGGCAACGAAUCUCGAUUCUAUGGUGACAGACUCUGCUGUUUCCAUGGGGACCAGCAGGCCUGUUUCUGAGGUGAAAAGCAAAGCGGUCGUCAAAUGUUCUGCGCUGGAGAUCGAGCGGAAGAAGCAGCAGGCCAUGGAGCGCCGCCGCCGUCGCUUGCGGGAAGUCCAGAACAUCGAAUGCGCCCCCCAGAAAUGACUCCUUACUUUUAUUUUUGGUUUCUUUUAACAUUAAACAAGAUUUUUGUCCUGGUCAUUUUGUCACAGAACAAAAUGGUGUGGAAAAUCCUCACAAAAUAUUUGGAAAAUAAACUUGUGACUUCA
Molecule: messenger RNA, 1995 nt
Organism: Syngnathoides biaculeatus (alligator pipefish)
Lineage: Eukaryota; Metazoa; Chordata; Actinopteri; Syngnathiformes; Syngnathidae
Gene: etaa1a
Product: ETAA1 activator of ATR kinase a
Exons: 5
Coding region: 194-1870 (558 amino acids)
Source: RefSeq, a predicted model, not a curated record